AUAUAAUUGAAUGCUAAGCAACACUGGUCUACGAAUAGCACAUUGUCAAACAUUGUCUUGUUUAUUCCAAAAAAUUUAAUUUAAUUUGAUAAAUUGUUGAAACAGCGAAAAUGUCGUCAGAAGAUUUGACGAAUACGACAGAGAACAAGAAGCCUAUAUUCCGAAACAUUGACGCCGAUGAUGCUGAUCCAGAAACUACGGAAAUUGAGUCAGCAUGCAUGAAUUGUUUUCGCUCUGGUCAAACUCGUUUGCUUCUUACUAAAAUACCCUUUUUCAAAGAGGUGGUGCUCAUGUCCUUUAAAUGUGAACAUUGUGGCUUUGAAAGUAAUGAAAUCCAAUCUGCUUCGGAAAUACAAAAAAAAGGUGUACGUAUCGAACUAAGCGUAAAAAAUGCAGAAGACUUGAAUCGAAGAGUGGUACGGUCAGAUUAUACAUCUGUUAGUAUACCAGAAGUAGAGCUGGAAAUACCAUCUCAAAGUCAAAAGGGUGAAAUAACCACGGUGGAAGGCAUAAUUGCGAGAACAAUAAGAGGUCUAACUCAAGAUCAAGAAGUUAGAAAAAUAGAGCAUCCCGACGCGGCGGCAUCUAUUGAAGCCUAUAUUCAUAAAUUAAACUCUUUAAGGGAAUUGAAAAGUCAUUUCACUCUUAUUUUGGAAGAUAUAAGCGGAAAUAUCUUCGUUGAGAAUCCUUUUGCACCGUCUUCGGACCCUAAUUGUAAAAUAAUCCACUUUGAAAGACAAAAGGACCAAGAUCGAAUUCUUGGUCUUUAUUCUCCAGAAGAUUCACCUAAUGCUGAUGAAAAUGAUCAUGAUGAUGAGAGCAGCGAGGCGCAAAAGAAAAAUCUACUUAAACCUAUUGCUGAGGAUGCUUGGGGAAUAGAUGAUCUAAAUGGCGAGGUUUUACAGUUUCAAACAUUAUGCCAAUUAUGUGGCUCAUCUUGUGAGACGAAUAUGAAACUAACCAAAAUUCCACAUUUCAAAGAAGUUGUUAUAAUGGCGACAGUAUGCGAAACGUGUGGUUGUAAAACGAAUGAAGUGAAAUGUGGCGGAGGAAUUGAGGAAAUGGGUAUUCGUUUUAAGGUCCGAGUGGAAAAUAAGGAAGAUUUUAGUCGCGAUGUACUAAAAUCUGAAACGUGCAGCCUUAAAAUUUCAGAACUGGACUGUGAAGUUGGACCAUCAGCUCUUGGCGGACGUUUCACCACAGUUGAAGGUAUUUUGGUAGCAAUGAAAGACCAACUGCAAAACGAAGGUUGCCUGUUUAGAGAUUCAGCUGAUGAUGAGAUUAAGAAGCGGCUUGAGAGUGUCAUUGAUAAGUUUGAUCAAAUACUGACAUCGAAAUUACCCGUAACUUUAAUUUUGGAUGAUCCAGCUGGUAAUAGUUAUGUUCAAUCCUUGGCAGAAUGUGACGAGAUAGAUAGCAAUUUGAUAAUAGAAAAAUACGAACGUAGUUUUGACCAAAACGAAGAGCUGGGACUUAACGAUAUAAAAACAGAAGAUUACUAAGUUUAAAACCGAGUAACUAAAAUAAAAUAACUUAUAUAAAAAAACAAAAA
Messenger RNA from Anastrepha obliqua, 1552 nucleotides. RefSeq names its product zinc finger protein ZPR1 (gene Zpr1). The transcript has 2 exons. The coding region runs from base 111 to 1502 and encodes 463 amino acids. Gene Ontology annotation, cellular component: nucleus; cytoplasm. Lineage: Eukaryota; Metazoa; Arthropoda; Insecta; Diptera; Tephritidae. Gene Ontology annotation, molecular function: zinc ion binding. The record is from RefSeq and is a predicted model, not a curated record.